AUGUCUGGCGCAAAGAUUGAAAGUGCCACACAAUUUGAAGCCGAACUUAAAAAGAUUUCUGAGGUUCUUCAAGAAAAAGAAACUGAACAUACCUGGCAACUACUUGAGAAGGAGCUGAAACGUUUGGCGGUGUUAACUCGUGAAAUAGGAGGAACGUACGAAAAUAUUUUGAUUUCAUCCAGCAAAUCCUUGAGAGUGCCUAUAGUGAACUCGUUAGCCACAGAACGUACGCGUCUAUCGGGAGCAGCAUGUGAAUUUGUUGAGGAGCUUGGUCGAUGUCUUGGGCCAAAGUUUGAGACUCUGGUGGAUUUCUUUUUUCCCGCUCUGCUAAAGCUUUGCGCUCGCACAAACAAAGUGUUUAUUACGCGCGCCCAAAAAUCUAUCAUGACAAUUAUACGAAACUGCAAGAUUCCUGCACUCAUCCCGAAAUUUAAAGAAGCGUUAAAGGAUCAGAACAAAACGUUGAGGACGAGUGCCGCCGAAUUCAUCCUCGUCAGUUUAGAGGUUAAUGAUGUUGGCGCGUUGUCUAAAUAUAUUGCGGAUUUGGAGUGGGCUAUACGUGAGGGCGCCAUUGACUCUACCCCGGCUGUCCGGUCAACCUCGAAAAAGACAUUUGAAAUCUUCAAAUUGAAAUUUGAUUUGCGGAUUCAAGAUUUUGUUGAUACUUUGUCUUCGACCGCUCAGAAAUACCUCGGACUCCAAGAUAAACAAUCAAAUAAAUCCGCGCGUCCUCCAAUUCGUAGAUUCAACUCUGCGAUGAUAGGAAAAGAAAUACCAAAACAACCGAUUGAGGAAAAUGAUAUCGUUAUAUUCGUCAAGAAUCCUCCAACAAAUAAUAAUAAAAUAGAAAAUACAACGACAGAAAAAAAUACAGCUACCGCCGCAACAGCAUUUGUCAUCACUUUUGAUGAACCUAAUUCGUUAGUCAAUCCAGGAUUUAAUAGCCCCCUCAAGACAAAACCUAAGUUGACAUCUGCUGAACGUGUCAAUAAUGGCGCAAAUAAUACCCAAAUAUUUUCUGCAUCCGCACAACGAGUGCCGAUUAGACCUAAAAAAGCACAAACCGUUCCUGUAGCAGCUAAGGGAAAUGGCGUUUUGUUGAGUCUUGCUGGUGGUGCCCAAAGAGUAAAGAUUAAAGAAUCAUCAGCUA
Ambispora leptoticha is the source of this 1150-nucleotide messenger RNA. Lineage: Eukaryota; Fungi; Glomeromycota; Glomeromycetes; Archaeosporales; Ambisporaceae. The record is from the annotation of a GenBank genome assembly.